Molecule: messenger RNA, 1086 nt
Organism: Fusarium subglutinans
Lineage: Eukaryota; Fungi; Ascomycota; Sordariomycetes; Hypocreales; Nectriaceae
Product: phosphatase
Exons: 2
Coding region: 1-1086 (361 amino acids)
Biological process (GO): post-translational protein targeting to endoplasmic reticulum membrane
Cellular component (GO): membrane; TRC complex
Molecular function (GO): protein binding; molecular adaptor activity
Source: RefSeq, a predicted model, not a curated record
AUGCAGGCGUCUACUCACAACUCCAAGCAGCGCCUGGCGCUCGCUAUCUGCGAUUUCCUCUCCGCGUCGACCAAUGACGGCACUCUCACCGCCGACGACAAGGACUCCAUCGAUGUCGCCAUCAACUGUAUCGCCGAGUCUUUCAAGGUCGAUCCCUCCGAUACCUCCGCUGUCCAAGCCGCCAUCGGAUCUCAGAACCUCCUCCAGAUCUACUCUGUCUUCGAGAAGGCCCGCGCCGACAAGCCUGCCGCCGCUGCUCCUACACCUGCACCCGUCGAGCUCACCGACGAGCAGAAGAAGGAGGCCGAGGGCCUGAAGUCAAAGGGAAAUGCUGCCAUGGCCCAGAAGGACUACCGUGCUGCCAUCGACUUCUACACCCAGGCUCUGGCCAUCAACCCUAAGAACGCUGUCUACCUCUCCAACCGUGCCGCUGCUCACUCGGCCGACAAGGACCACGCUUCCGCUCGCUCUGACGCCGAGGCUGCCGUUGCCAUCGACCCCGCUUAUACUAAGGCCUGGUCCCGACUUGGUCUUGCUCGCUUCGCCCUAGGCGAUGCUCGUGGUGCUAUGGAGGCCUACGACCGCGGCAUCCAGCAUGAGGGUAACGGUGGCUCUGACGCUAUGAAGAAGGGCUACGAGACGGCCAAGCGCCGUGUUCAAGAGAUGGAGGCUGAGGAGGACUCUCUUCCCCGUGCUUCUCCUAGCGCCGGUGGUGAUCUCGGUGCUGGUGGCAUGCCCGAUCUUGGUAACCUUGCCAGCAUGUUCGGCGGCGGUGGUGCCGGUGGCCAGGGCGGUGGUAUGCCCGAUCUCGGCAGCAUCAUGAGCAACCCAAUGUUCGCAAACAUGGCCCAGAAGCUCAUGAGCAACCCUGACCUUAUGAACAACCUCAUGAGCAACCCUCGUCUACGCGAGAUGGCCGACCGCUACUCAACUGGCGGUGGCAUGCCCGACCUGAACAGCCUCAUGUCCGACCCUCAAAUCGGAGAGAUGGCCCGAAACAUGAUGGGCGGUGGUGGCAACCCCUUCGGAGGUGCUGGUGGUCCCGGUGCCGGCGGUGCCAGCGGACAGGGCGGUUCGCAACAGUAG